Molecule: messenger RNA, 753 nt
Organism: Brassica oleracea var. oleracea
Lineage: Eukaryota; Viridiplantae; Streptophyta; Magnoliopsida; Brassicales; Brassicaceae
Exons: 2
Coding region: 1-753 (250 amino acids)
Source: RefSeq, a predicted model, not a curated record
AUGGUGAGCGAGUUGAAUGUGAAGCUCUCGUUUGAAGAUGCUGUUGAAAUGAUGCCUGCUCUGAAGAGAUAUGUCAAGAGCUUGGUGACUAACAAAGCCUCACCUAAGGAGAAUGUUAUGUCUAUCUCCAAAAGAUGUAGCACACUACUUCAAAACAGAGCACCAGAGAAGAUGGAAGAUCCUGGCAGUUUUGUGUUAUCAUGUGAGAUCGAAGGAGCUGUAUUCGAGAAAUCUCUCUGCGACUUGGGAUCUAGUGUGAAUCUGAUGCCAUACACUGUGGCACAGAGGCUUGGUCUCACAAACUUCAGGUCAACGAAAAUCCAACUAGGCUUCGCAGAUCGCUCAGUGAGACAUCCCGUCGGAGUUAUUUUAGACAUCGUUGUGGUGAUCGGAAACCAUAAAAUUCCUGCAGAAUUUGUAGUGCUGGAGCUCGAUCAGGAGCCAAAGGACCCUCUCAUUCUGGGACGUCCAUUUCUGGUCACAGCAGGAGCUAUCAUCGAUGUGAAGAAAGGGAAGAUAGAUCUCCAUCUGGGAGACAUAAUCAUGAAUUUCGAGGUGAAUAAGAUGCUGAAAAGACCCACAUUGGAUGGACACACGUUCUCCAUCGGUCAUGCCUCAGAAGAUGAUGAUGAAGAUGAUGAAGUAACUAAAGAGCUGCUGAGAGAUGACCCCCUAGAGAUUGCUCUUACUCUAGCUGAGAGUGAGCACGGAGGAAGAAUCACCAACACCAAAAACUACUACAGACCACCUUAA